CGUUCUUCGCUUCUUCGAUCGUUUGGGUGAACCACGAGCAACAAACUGGUCCUUCCUCUAUAGAUCUACUACAGUAUGCAUAGCUAGUAGUACUACUACCGGUAGCUACUAGUAGCCAGUUCUUCGCUUCUUCUUUGGAAAACCGGUGCAUCUGAAGGUAUCUUUUGUUCUUUCAAUAGAGAACACUCCAAUCAACAAUCGGUUGGCACUUCCUUGUCGGCCUUCAUCAUCAAGCUCCACCAGUUUUCUGCUAGCCCUGCCAAGAGAGACCGGCUGAGAGUGUUUGUUUGGUGUCCUCCUUUCCAUAAAUAUUAUCCAUCCUAUCCAUCACCAACGAGAACACAGCUAAUACCAUCAGGAGUGGUUCUUUGGUGUUAUCUUGUUGUUUUUGAAGAAGAAACUGGUGGACCAUGUCAUCUACCGAAGAACAGCAAUUCCCCGUGGCGCAUUUGCGUCCAACUUUGGAUGAGCAGUUCAGCUUUCGCAGCGACGUGUCCAACAAUGCGGAUAAUAUGGCACUAGAUGCUUCCGCCAAGACAAGUCUUCAGAGCUUUGUCGCCACGGAAGAAUGGUUCCAGAAACCCCUCGUUGUGGUGGUGAUUGGUGCCAGUGGAGAUUUGGCUCGCAAAAAGACCUACCCGUCGUUAUUUGAGCUCUACCAGCAUGGCCUUUUACCCAAAGAGACUAUGAUUUGGGGAUAUGCUAGGACUGCCAAAACCCACCUCGAAUUCCGGGAUCAUUUGCAUCCCCACUUGACCCCGGGCCAGAUACCCACUUCUUCCAAGAAACUCAAGGAUUUCUUGGAAUUGUGUUAUUAUCACAAUGGAAAGUCCUACGGUGACAAUGAAGCCUAUGCCGCAAUGUUGGGCGAGAUCACGGGCAUGGACACGUUCAACGCGAAGGAUGCCAAUGUGUUGUAUUACUUGGCCAUCCCGCCCAAUGUCUUUGCCGAAACUGUUGCCACGUUGGAAGGUAUGCCCAACGCUGUUGUCCAAGGCAAGACGAGGUUUGUCAUUGAAAAACCAUUUGGUAGAGACACGGCUUCUUGCCAAGCACUCCUGGAUGGAUUCAAGGGCUUGGGCGAAGAAAUGCAGUUUCGCCUCGAUCACUACCUUGCCAAACCCAUGGUGGAAAACUUGGCGACCCUGAGGAUGGCGAACCCGUUCUUGGAAAACAUGUGGAAUCAUGAGCACGUCGAGUCUGUCCAUAUUCGCUUCAAGGAACCUUUCGGGACCCAAGGCCGUGGCGGCUAUUUUGAUCAAUAUAACAUCAUUCGUGACGUGUUGCAGAACCACCUCUUGCAAGUCUUGCUGCUUGUCGCCAUGGAACUUCCGAGCUCCCUCUUUGAUUCGGCCGGAGACGAAAGCGACUCGUUUCGUCAGGCCAAGAUUGAAGUGCUCGAGAGAAUGCCUCCAAUCGUCCUGGAAGAUGCCUUGUUGGGACAGUACGACGGAUACAAAGACGACCCAACCAUCAAGAACAAGGACACCAACUGCCCAACGUAUGCUGCACUCCGCUGUUUUGUGAAUAGCAAACGCUGGAAGGGCGUGCCAUUCAUCUUGGAAGCUGGGAAAGCACUUGAUCAAAAGGUGGUGGACGUGCAGGUCAAGUUCAAGAAUCGCCAUCCCUUCCCGUCGAACAUGGUGACCAUCGAAGUCCAACCCAAACCCAGCAUGACAAUGACGGCACAUAUGAAGCCCCUUGGCGGCGCCAGCGGAACCAUGGACGUUACCACGACCAACCUAACGACGGACUAUUCUUUUGAUGGCAGCGAUGACAUCCUCAGCAAGCCGAUUGAGAACGCCUAUAGUCGUCUCUUGCUCGAUGUCCUUCGUGGACAUCAGAACAACUUUGUCCGUUCUGAUGAGCUGGUCCGCAGCUGGGAAGUGUUCACUCCGUUGCUGCAUCAAAUUGAAAGGGACAACAUCCAGCCUGUCAUGUACGAGUACGGGUCGAGUGGCCCCUCCUCCAGGCCUGCCUUUAUGGAUGAAAUGGUUCAGGCAAACAUGAAAUCGUCUUUGUGAACCUGGCGGCGAGGCUUCUUGGUUCAUCUCCAUGCAUUCAUGAAACUUAUCACCAGUAUUAGUUACCCUGCACGGGCAGUAUCAACACAGCUAUCAGAACUACACCAGCAAGUCUGCCUGACUAACCCAAACAAAUCCAAAUAUACUAAUGCACUCUUAUACAUGCCUGAAUUCAAUCGUUCGUUACUACUGCGGUGACUACAUGUAGUUGAACAAGAUCUCUCGAUGCAGCAAUGGUCCGUCCCUCGUGUUUCCUUUCUUGCGGUAUCGGGCUCUCUUUUUUGCCUAAGCUCAUUGGGAUUCACACUCUUGGAAGUAGUUUUUCUGUAGACUACCCUUCUUUUCUUAAUGUGAUGGUUGCGGGAUCGAGUGGGUACACGUACUGUAAUCCACUGGUAGAUAGAUGAGCUGGAACGGUUCAGGUCACCGCAGAUGGAAGCGAAGCCAACAAUCGAUGACAUCUUUCUACCAGAAAAACAGCGUAGACAGGCGGUUACCUGCUACUAGAUAGUGUAAAGCAGAAGGACGACAGGUACAAGAGUAGAGGGAAAUGCAUUUCGUUUAUGUAGCAAACGCUUGGUGUUUCAUGGUUACUUAGUUCGUUGGGUUAGCAAAUCGCCGUUGCUACCUCAGUUCUCCUGACACGCAGCCAACAGAGGUCACCACCGCCACCCUGCCGCUCUCAAGCCCCGCCCCUUUUAAUUUGACAAAUAGAUCUUCGUACGUACGGUACAGCUCAUUUAUGAGUGCUAUCGAGUGUAGCUUCAUUCUUUUCCUUUAUUCGUUGGCUGGCCGCCUAGGCUUCGUCAAUCAUUUGGAACAAUUGGAACUUCCACCUCACCGCGGUUCGUACGUCCGAGGCAUCGGGAAGAGUUCGUAGGAAUCGCUCGAGCUUGACCAACUCGCUGUCGUGGGGAUCGUCAAACCAGGAUUCAAUUGGUAUACCAUUGUCGACCUGAUACCCAAAUGCAUGGGGAGAAUUGUCAACGAGGACUGUCUUCGAUAAGUCUCUGCCGAGAACAUUCAGGUCCUUCAAGUAGUUGCCUUCGACGGCCAAACAUGACUCUCGAUAGAGUCGGUGAUGGAUGUAUUUGCCCUCUGAAGUGAUGGUUGCAGAAACAAUAGAAAAGAGUCAAAAAAGUGUAAGCAUUAGACAAUAC
Seminavis robusta is the source of this 3184-nucleotide messenger RNA. The record is from the annotation of a GenBank genome assembly. Lineage: Eukaryota; Bacillariophyta; Bacillariophyceae; Naviculales; Naviculaceae.